This is a messenger RNA of Homo sapiens (human), 4134 nucleotides long. RefSeq names its product cleavage stimulation factor subunit 1 (gene CSTF1). The transcript is spliced from 6 exons. NCBI's taxonomy places the organism in Eukaryota, Metazoa, Chordata, Mammalia, Primates, Hominidae. Gene Ontology annotation, cellular component: nucleus; mRNA cleavage stimulating factor complex. The record is from RefSeq and is marked reviewed. The coding region runs from base 204 to 1499 and encodes 431 amino acids. Gene Ontology annotation, biological process: mRNA 3'-end processing.
AGAUUGGGCAGGAUUCGCGCCUCCAUUUUUCCAGGAGAGAGCGGGAUACCAAGAGAACCGGACCAGCUGGUACUGGGACACGGGGAGAGUAGCUGGUGCGGUCGGCUGGGGCAUUUAGAGAAAACCACAGAAACGACUGGGGCGAGACUGGAAGAGUCGAGAGUUAGCAAGCUGGCAGGGAAACUGUCUUCCUUUUCUCCAAGAUGUACAGAACCAAAGUGGGCUUGAAGGACCGCCAGCAGCUCUACAAGCUGAUCAUUAGCCAGCUGCUAUAUGACGGCUACAUCAGCAUCGCCAAUGGCCUCAUCAAUGAAAUCAAGCCUCAGUCUGUGUGUGCACCCUCGGAGCAGCUCCUGCAUCUCAUCAAACUCGGAAUGGAAAACGAUGACACCGCAGUUCAGUAUGCAAUUGGUCGUUCAGAUACUGUUGCCCCUGGCACAGGGAUUGACCUGGAAUUUGAUGCAGAUGUUCAGACUAUGUCCCCAGAGGCUUCUGAGUACGAAACAUGCUAUGUCACAUCACAUAAAGGACCAUGCCGUGUAGCUACCUAUAGUAGAGAUGGACAGUUAAUAGCUACUGGGUCUGCUGAUGCUUCGAUAAAGAUACUUGACACAGAGAGGAUGUUGGCCAAAAGUGCCAUGCCAAUAGAGGUCAUGAUGAAUGAGACCGCACAACAAAAUAUGGAAAACCACCCAGUGAUUCGAACUCUUUAUGACCAUGUGGAUGAAGUCACGUGCCUUGCUUUCCACCCAACAGAACAGAUCCUGGCUUCUGGUUCAAGGGAUUAUACUCUUAAAUUAUUUGAUUAUUCCAAACCAUCAGCAAAAAGAGCCUUCAAAUACAUUCAGGAAGCUGAAAUGUUACGUUCCAUCUCUUUUCAUCCUUCUGGAGACUUUAUACUUGUCGGAACUCAGCAUCCUACUCUUCGCCUUUAUGAUAUCAACACCUUUCAAUGUUUUGUCUCUUGCAAUCCUCAAGAUCAACACACCGAUGCUAUAUGUUCCGUUAAUUACAAUUCUAGUGCCAAUAUGUACGUAACUGGAAGCAAGGACGGCUGCAUCAAAUUAUGGGAUGGUGUUUCAAAUCGAUGCAUCACAACUUUUGAGAAAGCACAUGACGGUGCUGAAGUUUGUUCUGCCAUUUUUUCCAAAAAUUCUAAAUACAUUCUCUCAAGUGGAAAAGACUCUGUAGCUAAACUUUGGGAAAUAUCAACGGGACGAACACUGGUCAGAUACACGGGCGCGGGUUUAAGUGGACGCCAGGUGCACCGGACACAGGCUGUGUUUAACCACACCGAGGACUAUGUGUUGCUGCCCGACGAGAGGACGAUCAGUCUUUGCUGCUGGGACUCGAGGACAGCCGAGCGGAGAAACCUGCUGUCGUUGGGGCACAACAAUAUUGUACGCUGCAUAGUGCACUCCCCCACCAACCCCGGGUUCAUGACGUGCAGCGAUGACUUCAGAGCGCGGUUUUGGUACCGGAGAUCGACCACUGACUGAGCCACCCUCUCCGUAGGGUUCUUUCUCGAGGACUCUACCCUCCUCCCCCACGUCCUGUCUCAGCUGCAGUCGUAAGUCCGUGCACCAUCCUUGACGUUUUGCUGCCACCUCUGUCCACAUUCUUCUUGGAUUUGUAUAAAAGAAUCUUUUUUUACCUUGAUGUAGAAUCAUGGUGGAAAAAGUUGGAAACACAGAUCUGUGCAGUUCUACAUUCACUGAUUAUUACAGUGUGAUUUUCAUCGGUUUUGUAAGUACAGGACUUGCCGUUUCUUUUGAUCUCUUGAUUGAAGGAGGAUAGGGCAUUAAAGUGCUUUUGACAUGAGGAAUUUUCAUUUGGUUCUUCUGUCAACUUUCUUGCUUAUUCUGCUGAACCCUCUGUGUAUUUCCCUUCCAGGUAUAUUUGAACAGAUAAGCAGGCAUGCAGCUCUGAGACUCCUGAGUUUUAUGCCAUUAUCAAAAGCAUUUUCAAGAAUCCCUCAAUUCUAUCCUGAAAUGAUGUUAUUCUGAUAAUAAAGCUCAGAUCUGCAACUUUAUUGUUAUAUAUUUUUCACUUCUGUAAAAUUAAUGGCCAGUUUUUCCUGACAAUUUAUAGGAACAGUAUCUUUCAACAUACUCCCUACAUUAUCCUUCAAUAUCUGCAAUACUUGUCUUUAGUAACUGUAUUUCUGGUAAGAUUAUGAUUUCAUGAGAAACAAUUGAAAAUAUAUCCGAUCUAAUUAAAUUAGGUCAGCCUGCUAUUGCUCUCAGGUGUUGCCUGUCUUCACGAAUGAUUAGUAUCGAUUGACCUCUUUCUUAGGUGGUUUUAAGUCUUCAGUUCUCGUCAGCAUGAACUAACUUCUCAUCAUGGAGGCACAUAGUAACUGCAUUCUCAGAAGAUUUAUGCAGUUAACCAAUUGAUACAAGUUUUCUUUUUCUUGAAUUUUUUUUUUUUUAAUUGAGGCACAGUCUUGCUCUGUCACCCAGGUUGGAGUGCAGUGGCGUGAUCUCAGCUCACUGCAAGCUCCGCCUCCUGGUUUCACACCAUUUUCCUGCCUCAGCCUCCCAAGUAGCUGGGACUACAGGCACCCACCACCACGCCCGGCUAAUUUUUUUUUUUUUUUUUUUUUUUUUUGUAUUUUUAGUAGAGCCAGGGUUUCACCAUGUUAGCCAGGAUGGUCUCUAUCUCCUGACCUCGUGAUCCGCCUGCCUCAGCCUCCCAAAGUUUUGGGAUUACAGGCGUGAGCCACCGCGCCCAGCCUUCCUGAAGCUUUUUAGAACAUGACAGUACUUCUCUGGAUUCAGCACUAGCAGAGUCAGAGAACUCUGAACUCCCCUUGUACAAACAUAAACUUUGCUUUAUAUUUAUCCCAAAAAACAAAUACCUUAUGAUCUGCAUAGGAGUACCUAGAAAUAUAAUCUGGGAUCAUUUGAUAAAAAUAGUAAAUAGAUUGAAGUAAAAGUCAUUGCUUUAUAUUAUAGGAAGUUUUGUUUUGUUUUGUUUUGUUUGUUUUGUUUUUGAGACGGAGUUUCGCUCUUGUCCCCCAGGCUUUAGUGCAAUGGCGCGAUCUCGGCUCACCGCAGCCUCCGCCACCUGGGUUCAAACGAUUCUCCUGCCUCAGGCUCCCGAGUAACUAGGAUUACAGGCGUGCGCCACCAUGCCCGGCUAAUUUUGUAUUUUUUUUAGUAGAGACGGGGUUUCUCCAUGUUGGUCAGGCUGGUCUCGAACUCCCAACCUCAGGUAAUCCGCCCGCCUCAGCCUCCCAAAGUGCUAGGAUUACAGGCGUGAGCCACCACGCGCGGCCCCAUCAUACGAAGUUACUGAAGUUAUUGCGUAAACAUUCUGUUUUAGUCAUCCUUGAGGAUCGUUUUAACUCCUUGAUCUGUAAAACUGUCUUAAGCAUCUUAACAUGUUACAUCACAGGGUUUUAGCUCAGAUUUCCAAAGAGCCAUAUUUUUUGAUGCAUAUUUCCAGUUGAAUUCCAGUGUGAAUUUCCAGUUGUACUUUGCAUUCUGAUUCUUUGAUAUUUGAACUUGGCCAUCUGUGGGUGCUACUCUCGUAAGACUAAAAGGCACCUACUAAAUACGAACAAGGAUAACCAGUUCUACCAAAAACAUUACCAACCAAACCUCCCCUGUUCUUUUUUCAGACUUUCCUUUUGCUUUCAACCUCUUAAACUGUAAAGGAGAGAUUUAAUGUUUCCCUAUUAUUCUGCUUUGACUCACAUACUAAAAUGACCACAUGGCACUCCAUUGAAUCUUUUCAGUUGUUCACGAAUUAAAAUAAUGCCCAUGUUUUACAGUUUUUCGAGUAGUCUCAGCAAUGGAUCUGUAGUUUCAGGACCUGUUUUUAAAAGAUCAAGAUACUUUUAUGUGUUUCAGAAGUAGCUGUUUUUUCAUUUUUUGUGGGUUUGUUUUUUUUGUGUUUGUUUGGUUGGUUGGUUUUUGGUUUUUUUGCUUUUUAAAGGUCACAGUGUUGUGAGCCUGGUGUAAAUGCCAGGAAUAUUAUAUGGACUUAGUAUCUGCAUCUCGUUAAUUGUACCACACAACACUCUGCCAUUCAAAUAAUGAAUAUCUGGUCAGGAUACGAACUUAUACCCUCUGUGUGUUUUUUUUUUUUAAGAUACGUGAUUUCUGAAAUAAACUUUAUAUACAAUGA